Molecule: messenger RNA, 1311 nt
Organism: Mesorhabditis spiculigera
Lineage: Eukaryota; Metazoa; Nematoda; Chromadorea; Rhabditida; Rhabditidae
Source: the annotation of a GenBank genome assembly
AUGGCAAACGACUAUGACUACCUCUUCAAAGUGUGCAUUCUGGGCGAUGCGGCGGUUGGGAAGAGCAGCAUGAUCUCGCAGUACGUUGACCGCACCUUUGCCGAAGACCAGAAAUCCACGAUUGGCAUCGAUUACCGCGUAAAAUCUGCGACAGUCGAUGGGAAAGUUGUCAAACUACAAAUUUGGGACACGGCGGGGCAGGAACGGUUUCGCCCCUUCCGAACCAACCAUUUACGGGCCGCCGAUGGGAUCAUUGUCGUCUAUUCGAUCACCGAAAAGAAAAGCUUCGACGCGAUUCCUGGGUGGCUAGCUGAAGUCAAAGACGUCAUCAAUGGAUUACGAGGCGCACGACAAGUCUGGAAUGCCAAGAUUCCCGUGGAGAUUACUGUGGAAAGCGAAGAGUUGCUGGAGCCGGCCAGGCCAUAUUAUGUGAUGCUCCCGCGAUGUGGCUACUUCACCUUCAUAAUGCCGAAGGUCGUCCAGGGAUUUGUGAAACAGGGCGGUGACAUGAUCAGCUGUAUGAAGAGCGACGAUCACAAGCAACUUUGGAAUUCGCUGGCGACAAACCAAUUCGACGCGUUCUGGACAGUCAAUCGCAAGUUGAUGGAAUGCUCGGAUUCGCAGCCAUUUAUUUGGUUGCCCAUUCGGCUCCACGAGCAUGGUAAAUCCUUCAAGCAACAAACAAUCGCCCCACUAACUGCCGGCCACCCGACAACGUUAGAAGAAGCUGUGCGAUGUAUUGAUAGCACGAUCGACCUUGACGCCACCAAAAUCAUCUGCCAUGAUGGGGCCCAAAAAGUACGCCACGUGCUGAUCAUGGACGAGGUGGACGGGAUGAGCGGCAACGAGGAUCGAGCUGGGAUCAGCGAGCUGAUGGACAUCAUCAAGUCGACGAUGAUCCCGAUCAUCUGCAUCUGCAACGAUCGCUCCCACCCGAAGAUGCGCAGUCUCGUCAACUACUGCUUUGAUGUGCGCUUCCCGCGCCCUCGUGUCGAACAAGUUCGGAGCCGAAUGAUGACGAUUGCCGUCCAGGAGAAGAUGCGCAUCUCCAAGGAGGAGUUGGACGAGCUGAUCGAACUGUCCAACCACGACGUCCGCCAGUGCAUCUACAACCUGCAGAUGCGCAAAGCCCAGCCGGACAUCACGAUUGCGCAAAAGGACGUGACAAUUAAUCCAUUCGAAGCGGCGCGCAAGCUGCUGAGCAAGUCGACCGACCUGAAGGAGAAGCAGGAGAUGUUCUUCGUCGACUACGGCAUCAUGCCGCUGUUCGUCUUCGAGAACUACCUGCAAUUGACGAACAAGGAGAGGACG